Molecule: messenger RNA, 2304 nt
Organism: Nilaparvata lugens (brown planthopper)
Lineage: Eukaryota; Metazoa; Arthropoda; Insecta; Hemiptera; Delphacidae
Exons: 12
Coding region: 149-1213 (354 amino acids)
Molecular function (GO): odorant binding
Source: RefSeq, a predicted model, not a curated record
UUGUUAUUCAUCUUUUCUCACAGCUUCGUGAUUAUGAAUAACUUAUCUUCGAUGCAGUUGAAAGCUCUUCACAAAAGCUGAGGUAAUAAUAUUGACGGCAGCUUAUCAGGCCUAUCAAUUAUUGUAUUUGUUCAACAGUAGUUUUGGUAUGUCUUCACCAAAUUUACUUUUAUUUGGAUUAGUUUGUUGCUUGUCAAUCCUGGUUCCUCCAUAUUCAGCUGAAAGUCUACCGGUACUGGAUGAAGAUGAUCUACCUGAAGUUGAAGCCCCCUGGUCCGAUGAGAACGAUGCCGUGUGUACAUGCUGUGACCCUCCAGUUAGGAGAGGAGAUGUCAUUACAGAUGAAAAUGAAUUACAGGCUAUUUAUAUGAAGAUGAAACCAAUUGAAUUCUCAAUCGGGUGGGUCUUACGGUUUUUUGGAUUAAAAAUGGAACCAGGACAUAUAAAAUACUCAAAAUGGCUCAAGAAAUCAAGGAAGCUGGGAAACAAUGAUCUAAUACAUUCAAUGCUGAAAGAUAUUUUAAAGCAGGUUCACUCGAGUCCAGUACAACCUGAACAGGAGGACGAUAAACCACAGGACUCUAAAGAAGAAGAAGAAAGCCGGAAAGAUACUGUUUUGGCACCCACUACAAUUGUAGUACAUACUACCAAAACAUCUGCACCGAGAAAAAGGUUUACCAUGCCUGUAAAUCCUGAUGGAAGCCCUUAUGAUGAUGCACUUAUGUUAGAAUGUGCUGUGAAAAAUCAAUUAUUUGAAGAUGAAUUUUUUGCGUUUCUAACGGACCAAAGACUUUUAGAAAAGAACAAUCGUAUCAUGUGUUUUCUUUUCUGCAUUUAUUAUGGAACAAGUCUUGUUAAUGAAAAUGGCAAGCAAAAAAAAGUGGCUAUUAAAAGCAAGAUUUUACUUGCCCGAGGUGCACUGGCAAUUUUGCCUAAAUUUCUGCCAAAAGUAUUCCUUGUAGACAACCCCCAGAAAAAGGCCACCUUAGCCUUGAAUAUAAUUGAAGCUUGUUUGGAUUCUGUCAAAGUUACUGAUGAAGUGGAUAAGAAGAAUAAAUGUGCUUACAGCUACUAUUUAACACAAUGUGUAUUUACACAUGAUGAAUUUGACCAGAUAAGGAAUUACAUCCAAAACGUUAGAACGAGAGUGAAGCAGGAAAAGAUGGCGCAAUUGGAUGGAGCCAGCAAAGAUAAUGGGACUAUCACUAAUUAGCAUAUUAGCAUGUUUGCAGACAAAGUGAAAGGAUUGUUUCCUCAAUUUACUUUCCUCAUAUAUUAGUUGUGCUUCUUUAGUCUAAGUCUCUCAAAGCCCAAGUUUCUUUAAUUGUUCAUUUGAUUAUAAUUGUCAUGAGUAGGGGAAUGAUUGAGCAUUUAAAUAGAGAUUAACAUUGUUCAGAUUACAGAAAUCAAAAUGUGACCUGUUAGCACUUAUAACAUUUUUCCUAUUCUUUGAAAUCCAAGAAUAAUGAAUCUAGGUUUUAAUAUGUUCAAAGUUAUUGUCUUAACUGUCCAUUGAAGAUUGGUAGUUUCAGGUAAUUGUGGAAAUUCAGGUGAAUGUGGUUUAGUGCUGAGGUUGGUGUUCCUUAAGAAAGGGAGUUGUAAUAGGUCUCAAUAUAAAAAUAUCAGAGAUUCUGAGUGCUUGUUGCUGAGUUUCAGAAAAAGUUGAGUUGAGUUAGACUGAUCCUUUGACAAAUGGAUUUACUGAAAAAAUUUAUUCUUGUAGCUUUUUGAUAAAAUUAACGGUUUCUUAGUUAUUCAAGAAAUUGGAUCUACUUUUUCCAUAAGAUCCUUAUUUUCUGUUCAAUCUUGACAAAUGGGGUGUUGAUGGAUUCGUUAUUAGAUUUACUGGAAAAAGUUAUUCUUGUAAUUUUUUUGUAAAAUUAACGGUCUCUUAGUUAUUCAGGAAAUAAAAAAAAAGCUGGAUCUAGUUUUUUCCAGAAAAGUGGGAAUGAGGAUCUUCAUUUGAGAUUUAUUGUGAGAUUAGGGGUAUGGCUAGGUUAAGUUAGUUCAGAUUACAUUGGGUUGGGCAAGGUUAGAACCAAGAAUCAGCUUUGGGGUAGAUUUGGGGGCAGCUUUGGGCAGCUUUUCUCCAGCUUUGGGGCAGUACUUUCACUUUACCCCUACUGUCAUGACUGGAUAAAGUGGCUUUUGGUUGAACUAAUUUCCUGAAUGCUUUAUUACUAUCAUGAGACCAUUCAGAAUAACGUUAUCUUAUAUUGUAGAUUAUUAUUUUUAACUGUAAGCAUUCCUUAUGAAUAUAAUCAAUACUUAAUGAUAAUGUGAAUUAUUUAUACUUGAUGAAUU